AUGGAAUUUAAAUUAGAGAAUCAUCCAUUUCUUCAUUACACAAACAUUUGUGGACAAACAUGUAUUCAAUCUAAUAACUAUUUAUCUGCUCCUCGUUGUAUAUUAUUUUUUACAGGAAACCCUUCAUUGUUAGCAUUUUAUAUUGAUUUUUGUGAGAUGUUACAUGAAAAAUAUCCUGAAGAUAGUAUUCUUGUUGUUUCAUUACACUCUACUCCAAUGAACAAUGUUUUUCCAUCAUGGAAAACAUCUCUUUUUGAAGUAAUAAAAGUUAAAUUAAAUUUAAUUGAUUGGGUAUUACGAGAAUUACCACCAACAACACACUUCUUAUUAUUAACUCAUUCUCUUGGAGCAUUUGUUGCUCUUCAUACUUUACCUCAACGACCAGAGUUAGAGUGCCGAGUUGAUCAAAUUAUUCAUUUAUUCCCUGCUAUUAGAGAUCUUAAACACUCAAUAGAUUUAACUGUUAGACUCCUUGCAAGAAUUACACUUAUUUACCCAUUAAUUUCAAUGACAACAUAUUUACUUAAGUUACUACCUCUCUUCAUUUUUACUCUUUUUAUUCAAAUCGUUUCAACUACUCCUCCUCACCAAGCAAAAAUGAUGCAACAAGAUUUAAAUCCUCAUCACAUAGCUCAAGUUGCAUAUUUUACUUUAGAUGAAGAAGAGAUUAUUACUGAUCAUGAUAAACAAACUCAAGAAUGUCUUUUAAAAACUUCAAAUAAAACUACUGUUGUCUUUGGCCAAUUUGAUAAAUACACUCCUUUAUGGAUUCGUAAUGAAUUUAAAGAAAGGUAUCCUGAUGUCCGUGUUAUAGAAACUACAAUUAAACACGCAUUUGUAUUAGGAAAAUCAAAAGAAAUGUUUGAUUUUUUAAAGCAAAGUAAUGUUCUUCUUUAA
This is a messenger RNA of Entamoeba dispar SAW760, 897 nucleotides long. RefSeq lists its product as uncharacterized. Gene Ontology annotation, molecular function: lipase activity. Lineage: Eukaryota; Evosea; Mastigamoebida; Endamoebidae. Gene Ontology annotation, biological process: lipid storage. The record is from RefSeq and is a predicted model, not a curated record. The transcript has a single exon. Gene Ontology annotation, cellular component: lipid droplet. The coding region runs from base 1 to 897 and encodes 298 amino acids.